Molecule: messenger RNA, 1212 nt
Organism: Oikopleura dioica
Lineage: Eukaryota; Metazoa; Chordata; Appendicularia; Copelata; Oikopleuridae
Source: the annotation of a GenBank genome assembly
AUGUCCGAUAAUAAAGAAAACGUCACUGUCCUCUCGUCUAACAUCCAAGUAUCAAAGGAAACUACAAACGACGUAGUUCCGCAGAAGAAAGAAAGCGGCGAAUCUGAGCCUUCUUUCCAAGAUAAACCCUUCCAAUUAGCUGAUAAGGAUAUUCUGAGUUCGGAAGCUAUCGAUGUUUCCAAACAAAUCGAAACGUUGUACCGCGAGGGAAGGCGUUCAGCAUUGCUCAACAAACACUCAGCGGCUUUAAAGCCGUUGUCAGAGUGUUGCGAGUUGAUCGCCAAGCAUCGGGGUGAGACGCACUGGACGAUGGCCGAGUGUGGUUACUGGUAUGGCAACGCGUUGAUGAAGGUUUCACUGGCUAACAGUGAUAUUUUCGGCAGUAAAAUUCCGGCGGAAAAGCCAGAAAAUGAUGAAGAUGAUGAAGAGGACGCUCCCGCUCUCGGAUCAAUUAACGAAGAGCCUGCGAAUUCGGAUCAACCGGGGCCCUCCAGUGCUGAGCCAGGACCAUCAUCUUCUAACGAUAUCGAUGGAACGAGUGAUGAAAUCUCUGACCAUGAGCUGGCUUAUGAAUGGCUCGAGUUAGCACGAACUAUCUUCGCUAAACAUGAAACCGAGAAAAGUCAGCUUCGACUUUGCGACUGUUUGAGAGAUCUAUCGGAACUCAAAAUGGAAGAUGAGAAAUUCCAGGAAUCAGUCGAAGAUACAAAAACUUUAAUCGAGAUUCAAAAGAAGUUUCUCGAUCCGAAUGGCCGAGAUGUUGCUGCUUCGUACUAUGAACUCGGAGUUAUGGAAGAAAUGCUCCAAAUGCCUCAAGAUGCACUUAAAUCAUUCAAAGAGGCGCAUACUCGACUGGCGGAUCUUGAAGCCAGUGCCAAGAAAAAGCUAGCGGAUGCUAGUGCUGAAGAAGCUGGCAAGCUGAUGAAGGAGCACAGCGAUCUGAAAGAGAUCCUUCCCGAGGUAGCAGCAAGAAUCGAUGGUUGCCAACUCGCAAUCAAAGAGUACGACGAAGUUAAGUCGACUCUGAAGGAUAUGAUGAAGCAGACACUCACCGGUGCUCCAAUCACUAGCAUUCCCACUGUAACGGGUCUCAGUGCUGCUCAGCCAGCGCAGUCUUCAGUUAAUCAACUCACGGCCAAACGAAAAAUAAAGACGGAUACAAAGAGUGAAGCCGAUCAGCCAGCAAAGAAAGCGAAAGAAACUGAACAAUAG